This is a messenger RNA of Rotaria sp. Silwood2, 582 nucleotides long. NCBI's taxonomy places the organism in Eukaryota, Metazoa, Rotifera, Eurotatoria, Philodinida, Philodinidae. The record is from the annotation of a GenBank genome assembly.
AUGGAUGUUAAUUACAUUGGACAUGUUGCAAUGACAAAGAAAUUUUUACCAUUACUUAUUACUAAACGUGACUCACGUGUUGUUAAUACUAGUUCAGCAGUUGAUUAUAUUGGAUUUCCAAGUUCGUCUGCUUAUUGCGCAUCGAAAUGUGCGCUUGAAUCAUUUUCGGAUUGUUUACGUCGUGAAAUGGUUCCAUGGGGCUUAAGUGUUAGUGUGAUUGAACCAGGUGCAAUGAAAACACCCAUUAUCGAAGCGAGUUGUGGAUCAUUCGAAGAUUUUUGGAGUAAACUUCCAAGUGAUAUCAAGGAACGAUGGGGAGAAGAGUAUAUUAGAACUGAAUUUCAUAUAAUAAAAGAAAGUCCACUCUUCAAAUUUGCCGAAGAUCCAAUGAAAGUCGUACGAGCUCUUCAACAUGCUGUUAUGAAUAAAUCUCCUCAUAUUCGUUAUCGACCUGGUUGGCAAUCACCUUUUAUUUUAUAUCCACUUUCGAAUUUACCUGCUUGCAUUGUUGAUUGGCUUUUUAAUGUACUAAACAAAUCACGUGAUGCUCCAACGGGUGUUUCUCAACAACCUAAAGGCUAA